AUGCGCAUCUUCAGAAACCCCCCAUCGGGCCUCGACGCAAUCCUCAACCGGCCCCCCGAAAUAUCUUGGGACCGCCUCCUCGCCUCCCCCAUCACCACCAUCGCACGCUACCUCUCCACCUUCUUCCCCGUCUCCUUCCCGAUCGUUCCCCGCGCAGACGACGCCGUGACGGUGGUCUGCAUCUCCGACACGCACAACACGCGGCCGCGCCUGCCGCCGGGCGACAUCCUCGUCCACGCGGGCGACCUCACCGUCUCGGGGACGCGGGCCGAGCUAAAGGAGACGGUGGACUGGAUCAAGGCGCAGGAGCAUCGGUUCAAGGUCGUGGUGGCGGGGAACCAUGACCUCUGUCUUGACGAGAGAUUGAGGGAAGGAGAAGAGGAGGGUGGGGUGGAUUGGGGAGAUGUGGUGUACCUCGACUGCGCGUCCGCCACGCUCAAAGUGCCGGUAGGCGGCGCCGGGGGCAAGACGAGAAGUAUAAAAGUGUACGGCAGCCCGUACACGCCGCAGCACGGGAGCUGGGCGUUCCAGUAUCCCCGGUCCGGGCCGCUGGAUCCAUGGGCGGGGAGGGUUCCCGCGGGGACGGAUGUGUUGGUCACGCAUGCGCCGCCGAAGGGGCACAUGGACGAUCCGAGGGGGAACUGGGGGUGCGAGAUGCUGUUGAGGGAGUUGUGGAGGGUGAGGCCCAGGUUGCAUGUCUUUGGGCACGUUCAUUGCGGGCAUGGGGUUGAGGCUGUUGGAUUCGAUGAGGUUCAGGGGGCGUGGGAGGAUGUUGUGUUGAACGUUUCAAAGGGUGGAAGGGGAUUCGGGGCGUUUGCGAGGAUGGUGAGGGCGUGUAUUGGCGUUUGGUGGAGGGGUGGUAGGAGGGGGAGAGGGGAGACGGUGCUGGUGAAUGCGGCUGUUGUGGGUGGGCUUGGGGAUAGGUUGGUUCGGGAGGCUGCUGUUGUGAGGAUAUAG
Molecule: messenger RNA, 957 nt
Organism: Colletotrichum siamense
Lineage: Eukaryota; Fungi; Ascomycota; Sordariomycetes; Glomerellales; Glomerellaceae
Gene: rglC-1
Product: putative rhamnogalacturonate lyase C
Exons: 1
Coding region: 1-957 (318 amino acids)
Molecular function (GO): hydrolase activity
Source: RefSeq, a predicted model, not a curated record